This is a messenger RNA of Oppiella nova, 1544 nucleotides long. The record is from the annotation of a GenBank genome assembly. Lineage: Eukaryota; Metazoa; Arthropoda; Arachnida; Sarcoptiformes; Oppiidae.
CAAAAGUCUAUUUGUUUGACAUUCAAAAUCCGAAUGAGUUCUCUGAAGGUGCCGUUCCUGUGGUCAGGGAGAUGGGCCCCUAUGUCUAUAAAGAGUAUAAAACUAGAGAAAUCAUCGAAUGGUCUGAGGAUAAGGAUAAAGUAAAAUACUACGAGACACUGAAGUUUGUAUUUGACCCUGAACUUAGUAAAGGCAGACUCGAUGAUAAAAUUACUCUGGUCAAUGUUCCUCUGCUAUUGAUAUUCUCGAUCAUAAACUCAGCGGUCGAGAGGUUCCCAUUGACACCAAUAGUGUCCCCUAUAGUGAACAAUGUGGUGAAUACACUACUGGUCACACAUAGGGAGCGGUUCAUCGAAACCCGUACUGUCGGCGAAGUACUAAACGGUCGCCGCAUAACAUUAUUAGACACCAUAGAUAUAGUGGCCAAACCGUUGCGUAUGUUAGGCCUACCCAUCCCUGAAUACGGUAUCUCUGCCUAUAAAUUGAAGGAUAAUAAGUACGGAUUUUUGGCCAUAAGAAACAACAGUAAAUUUGGACCCUUUGAGACAAUGACUGGUGAGAGGGGUAGAGAUAAGUUUGACAAAUACUCCACUUAUUUAGAUAAAAGUCGCUUAGGUAUAUACCGACACGUGUCAUGCGAUGCCCUCAACGGCACCGACGGCUCAUUCUUCGGCACAUUUGUGGACAGCUCUCAACCCCUCUAUCUAUUCAAUCUGCACGCAUGCCGUUCCUUUCGACUCGACUACUCCGGCGAUUCAUCGGCCAAUGGUGUGUCGGCCUAUCACUACGAAUUCCCGGACAACCUAUUCGACGGCCCGGAGUAUAAGCCGGAGAACUGGUGCUUCUGUCCCAAGGAUGUGGAUCAGCGUAAAUGUCACGGCGUGUUCGACCUCUCCCAGUGUCUGGCAGGCGUUCCCUUUGCCAUGACUUUCCCGCAUUUCCUCAAUUCGCCGCGUUUUCUAUCGGGUGUCCGGGGACUCAGUCCCGACCGGCAAAAGCAUCUGGGAUAUUUCGAUAUCGAGCCCACAUUAGGGGUAACACUGAGAGGUAGCGGACGUUUCCAGAUUAAUCUCAAACUCAGACCAUUCACAUUUGUACCCGGACUCAAUGGAUUCAAGCCAACACUUUUGCCAUAUUUAUGGAUCGAUGAGGGUGCGGAAUUGAGCGGAUUUUUAGGUUCAUUGAUAAAAGCCGGGUCCUAUUCCAUAAACGCGGCCGGGUAUGGCUUUAUACUGACGGUGCUGUUGGGAGUGGGCGUCUCUAUGAUCGGCUCAUACUUGAAGAUUAAGAUUCUGGCGUUCAUUGAGAAGUUGUCGGGACCUGACAUUGGUUUCUAUUGCUAUGAUUUGUUCCCGAUGAAUAACUACGAGUUGUACCGGAUCAUUGGUCUCAUAAUAAACGCCGUCUUAAUUAUAUUGCAUUCAAUGUUAGGUUUCGGUGUCAUAUGGGUUGGGUUCGUGGACUUAUUUGAUGACUUCAUUGCCGUAUGGUUUGCGCUGAAUAAUGACUGUCGUAUGGGUCUCCCCGUCCUCUACAGGGGGUAA